AUGGUUCUCUACACUCUCGUUCUGUUGGCCCUGGCUGUCUUUGGUCUCGCAGACGCAGUCUCUGUGUCUUCUACAGACACUGACACUCCGAGUUGCACUCUCACUUUCACUGCUACUCAGCCUCCUCAGAUCGGUCCGACAACCACAAUCUACCAAGCGAUCAUGACAACCUUCCUCUACGCUGUGGAUUGCGACAUCUGCACUGUCACGAAUACUCCUAGUGCUCUGAUUCAGGGUCCUUUCGAAGUCAGAUCCACCAGUUCCAUGCUCACAAUCACUCAAGUUGAGUGCAUUCCCACGGGCAGAGCCAGCACCAGACUCCAUGAGUUUGCUCAUGGCAACAUGGCCGCAGCAGCUACCCAGACCGCGGCUUGGAACAUUAUGAAAGGCUUCGAGAGCUCGGACCUUUUCCGUCGUUCAGACGAGGCCACAGAAGCUUCCCUGGCCAAUUUGGCCAUGGACUUUGCCAGUGCCCUCCCUCCCGAUGUCGCUUUGCUCUCCGGUGGUUUAAGAGACGAGUUCACCAACAUUGCUUCUGCCAUGUUUGCCUUGAGUGUCUGUGAUUCUGGCCUGAAUCUGACUGCAGCUUGUGCCGGGCUGGGCACAGCUCAAACCAAGCUCGAAUUGUUACAGUCUUGGUACAACCCAGACAACAUCCAGUCAAUUGUCUGCUUCUGUUCCAUAUACGGCUACGACUUCGGCACCACCCGGCAGCAGCUUUACGCCAACCUCUAUGCUGCCCUGAUAGGCGUAUUAGCUGCCGCCGACGUCACUACCGAACGCGGUCAAAUCUGCGAUACUCUUGGUCUCUUCAAUCGGACUGGUGGCUCGUUGGGCAUCGACACCCAACUGUACCAUGAGCUUGUAUGCAGCAACAUCCCUUCUGCCACUCCGACGACACCAAUCUGGUAUGGACCGACACCGAUCAUUCCGUAUGUCACUAAUAACAUGACCACCUGGGGAACUCCGACCUCGUGGGCACCAAACAUGACAAUCACAGGAACGGGCAUUCCUGCUUCGUGGGCACCCAACAUGACAGUAUUGCCAGGGACUGGCACCCCUGAGUGGAACGGAACAGGCAACGGCAGUACCUGGGGACCACCACUCUCUUUCACUGGGACUAUCGGCAGUGACUGGUCGCUUACCAUCAAUACCCAAACCAAUUGGACUGAUUCUCAGCCUACUGGGACUGGUCCAGCAUCUGAGACUGGUGCUGCAGCAUCAAACGACAGCCUCAUUGCUGCACGCACACCAAGAGGUCGUAAUGCCAUGCCAUUCUAUCCCGCAGUCAGCACUCCGACACAGCGUCCGAGUCUCUUCAAGCGGUACUGA
Messenger RNA from Cladophialophora carrionii CBS 160.54, 1332 nucleotides. RefSeq lists its product as uncharacterized. The record is from RefSeq and is a predicted model, not a curated record. The coding region runs from base 1 to 1332 and encodes 443 amino acids. The transcript is spliced from 3 exons. Lineage: Eukaryota; Fungi; Ascomycota; Eurotiomycetes; Chaetothyriales; Herpotrichiellaceae.